AUGGGAUAUUUGGUGGUCAUUGGAGUUAUAGCAUGUGUUGCAUACGGAAUAUUGCAGGUGGUCUCGACGGUAUUACCACGGUUGUUGUUGGUUCCAUCGCAGAAUUGGCAGGAUAAAAUAAAGAAGGAAAUAGAACAGCCAAUGGUGAGAUAUUUGAAGGUUGGGAAUAAGAGGUCGAGUUACAGGCGGCGGCUUGUGCUUGCAAGCAAGCAGCCGUCAUUUUACACUAAUUUUGUGAAUAACAAGAUCAAGGUGGCGCUGGUGGACCUGCAAAACGACGAGGGAGAGUUUCUAGCCGAGAUGAAGAAGCGCGAUGUCCGGGACCCUCAGCGGAAGAUUAUCUAUGGGUUUUUCCAUCCGUAUGCCAACAACGGCGGUGGGGGCGAGAGGGUGUUAUGGCAGGCGGUGCAGGCUACAUUGGCGACUAGCGACCGGAAUAUUGUGGCCAUAUAUACCACUAAUUACGAAAGCGACCCCACGCUGAUCUUGGAUAAAGUGGAGGCCAAGUUCCAGAUUUCUCGUUUGGACGAAGACCGUAUUGUGUUUGUUUAUUUGCGGAAAUACGCCCGGUUGAUCGAUGGGGAUUACUGGAAACGGUUCACGUUGAUCGGGCAGCUAUUUGGGUCCAUGGUGUUGUCAUGGGAGGCGAUGUUCGAAUUAUCUCCUGACGUGUGGAUUGAUACCAUUGGGUUACCUGGAAGCUAUUUGUUGGUGAGCUUGGUGUUGAAGAUUCCAAUCAUGAGCUACGUGCAUUACCCUAUCAUCCAGCCAGAAAUGUUCAAUAAGUUGAAAUUCCAGGGCUUAUCGCAAAUACGGGUGCCCAAAUUGAGUGAGAUCAAGACCGAUGUAUUUUCUAUUGGGAAAUUGAUUUACUGGUCUGGCGUAUUUUACUUCUAUAAAUAUUUGGGGUCUUUGGUCAAUAUCACGUUGGCAAAUGGCUCUUGGACAUUCAACCACAUUUCCAACAUCUGGACAAUAAAUAAGGAUGAAGCAGGCUACGAGAUGGACAUUUUAUAUCCUCCGUGUGGAACUGAAACGCUAACGAAGAACGUAGAAACAUUGGGAUCCAGAGAAAAUAAAUUACUAUUUAUCGCCCAAUUCAGGCCUGAAAAGCGUCAUUCGUUAAUAUUGCGUCAGUACUCAAAGUUUUUAGUCAAUGCAACUAGCAUAGGCACUCCAUUAAAGAACAUACCCACAUUGGUUUUCCUUGGCUCCUGCCGUACUCCAGAUGAUACUAAAACGCUCCAUGACUUGAAACAAGAAGUUGACGAUUUGGAACUAAAUGGAUAUGUCGAAUUUGUGGUAGACUGUUCUUACGAAGAUAUAAUGGUAUGGCUUUCAAAGGUGAAAUUUGGACUCAAUGCGAUGUGGAAUGAACAUUUUGGUAUCGGAGUAGUCGAAUAUAUGAGUCGUGGCGUUAUUCCAUUAUGUCACGCCUCUGCGGGACCAUUAUUAGAUAUAGUAACUAACUGGGACAAUGAACCAACAUCUGUUUCGUGGUACAACAAUACAGGAUUUUUCUUCAAAGACAAGUCUGAUCCCGACUUCGAUUUGAGCUUGCAAUCAGAUACCGCACUGGAAUUCCUACAAUUUUCCAGCCGCGAUAACAAGGACUCUACCAGCACAUACCCAACACUUGCGAGGUUACUUGACGAGUUAUUCAUAACAAACCCGGACUUGAUUUCAGAAACUAGGUUGCAAUCAAUGAGAGAGAAUGGCGUAAAAUCGGUUUUAGAGAAAUUUUCUAACGGUGUUUUUACCUUAAAGUGGAUGCAAUACUCUAAUCAGUUAGGUGAUUUAGAAAAGUCAUAUCGAGAGGAAAGAAGAAGUGGUAUUGAAAAAGUGUAUUAA
Messenger RNA from Debaryomyces hansenii CBS767, 1851 nucleotides. RefSeq names its product alpha-1,2-mannosyltransferase (gene ALG11). Bases 1 to 1851 code for a protein of 616 amino acids. The transcript has a single exon. Gene Ontology annotation, biological process: protein N-linked glycosylation. NCBI's taxonomy places the organism in Eukaryota, Fungi, Ascomycota, Pichiomycetes, Serinales, Debaryomycetaceae. Gene Ontology annotation, molecular function: GDP-Man:Man(3)GlcNAc(2)-PP-Dol alpha-1,2-mannosyltransferase activity. The record is from RefSeq and is a predicted model, not a curated record. Gene Ontology annotation, cellular component: endoplasmic reticulum membrane.